Ctenopharyngodon idella (grass carp) is the source of this 1773-nucleotide messenger RNA. RefSeq names its product WW domain binding protein 4 (gene wbp4). The record is from RefSeq and is a predicted model, not a curated record. Bases 161 to 1372 code for a protein of 403 amino acids. The transcript has 10 exons. Gene Ontology annotation, cellular component: nucleus; precatalytic spliceosome. Gene Ontology annotation, molecular function: RNA binding; protein binding; zinc ion binding. Lineage: Eukaryota; Metazoa; Chordata; Actinopteri; Cypriniformes; Xenocyprididae. Gene Ontology annotation, biological process: mRNA splicing, via spliceosome.
UGUUUUAACUGAGCAUUUCCGAUUCUUCAUCCAGGUUUGUCGCGCGAUCUGUGACGUCAUUUUGAAGUGACAGCAGUGAGCACUCAUCAGUGAGCAUGUAGAUUUAGUAAAACAUUUAUGUACAUUUAAGGGAAGGAAUUUUAGGUUUUCAUCCUUCAAAAUGGCUGAUUACUGGAAAUCCCAGCCGAAGAAGUUCUGUCAGUACUGCAAGUGCUGGAUCGCAGAUAAUAAACCCAGCGUCGAGUUUCACGAGAGAGGAAAGAACCACAAAGAGAAUGUGGCGGCCAAAAUCGAAGAGAUUAAGAAGAAAAGUCUUGCGAAGGCCAAACAGGAGAAGAAGAUGUCAAAGGAGUUUGCAGCGAUGGAGGAAGCAGCUCUGAAGGCGUAUGAGGAGGAUCUGAAGAGACUCACGGCUCAGUCAACAGGUGAGAGUUUGCCUCCAUCAGAACCUCCUGCUAAACCACAGAAAAAACCCAAAAGACGUCCCCCAAACGUGCCGUCACAAAGCAGCAGCAGCAGCAGCAGCAACCGGCCGGAUGUUUGGGUGGGAGGAACCACAGACGCUGGCCAGGUGUAUUACUACAACACCUUCACAGGAGAGUCUCAGUGGGAGAAACCGGACGGGUUCGUAGGCGAGAUCUCGUCAUCAGCCGUGGGACACACGCAGCAGGAUUCGUCAGACGGUGCGUGGAUGGAGGCCGUGAGUCCUGAUGGAUACAUGUACUACUACAACACUGAGACCGGCGAAUCCAGCUGGGAAAAACCGGAUUGCUUCAAUCCAGAAGACAUUUGCCCUCCUGGUGUUGAAUCUCCUCGUGAAGUGACGGGAGCGUCUGAAAACUCUUCUCCCGCUCAGCCUGAGCCUCUGUCUGCAGCAGAAGACUCGUCUGACCCUCCCAAAGACACACCAGAACCAGAACCAGAACCAGACCAAACCAAACAAACCAGUGGCCCGAAGAUCAGUUUCAGGAAAAGAAAAGACGAGCCGAUCCAAACGUCAUCAGAUGACGGAGGAGAGAAGAACUCUGAUGAUGGAGGAAACGGUGAGGAGAAAGAGGAAGACACGAGCGUCACUGUCGCAGUGAAGGAGGUCGUGACACCUGCCAAGAGACCCAGAAAGAUCAAUCCAUACGGAGCCUGGGAAAAAAUCCAGCCGGAGGAAGAUCCAUAUGAGAAGGUGGAUCUGCAGCUGCCGCAGAUGGAAAGCGCCGCUCCGACUCCAGCCGUCAUCCCGCCAGAGCCCCAGCCCAGGUUUAAGGAGCGCACCAUCACGUCACUGGGGGACGAAGGCAGCGCCGGAGCCACGUUCAAGAAGAGAAAGACUGAGAACGGCAAGUCCAGGAGCCUCCGGCAGAGAGGGAAGGACGAGUAGAAGAUUCUCCAUGGGACUGAGAUCAGCUCUCACUGCAGUCUUUGAGCUUCAUCGCUUUAGAAUUUUUGUAUUUUAUAAAUUGUUGGCAGAUGACUGCCUUUACCUGCUUCAAAAUACUUUUUUUGUGAAUAUUUCCAGGGAUCAGUUUUGCUUUUUGAUGUUUAAGUGAUAUGUCUGGUUUAUGGAAGCUUGUUUUUACCUCAGAAUAAAAAAUAAUUGUUGCAACAAUUACAACUUUCCUCACAGUUGUGAGUUUAUAUCUCAGUGUAUUGCAAGAGUCACAGAUCUUUUUUUAUUCCGUGGCAGAAACAAGCUUCUGUACUGCUGUGAGUGUUUUAGAAUAUUUGUUAUUGUUGGCUUGAAGAAUCAAAGCCAUAGUUUAAUUAAACCUUCAUGUCUUA